GAUGGCCCCUCAAGGGCAGGCCCUGCGGACACCCCUCCCUCCGGCUGGCGGAUGCAGUGCCUAGCGGCUGCUCUUAAGGACGGAACCAACAUGAGUGGGGGAGGGGAGCAGGCCGACAUCCUGCCGGCCAACUACGUGGUCAAAGAUCGCUGGAAGGUGCUGAAAAAGAUCGGGGGCGGGGGCUUUGGUGAGAUCUACGAGGCCAUGGACCUACUGACUAGGGAGAAUGUGGCCCUCAAGGUGGAGUCAGCCCAGCAGCCUAAGCAGGUCCUCAAGAUGGAGGUGGCCGUACUCAAAAAGCUUCAAGGGAAGGACCAUGUGUGCAGGUUCAUUGGCUGUGGCCGGAAUGAGAAAUUUAAUUACGUGGUGAUGCAGCUCCAGGGCCGGAACCUGGCCGACUUGCGUCGCAGCCAGCCACGGGGCACUUUCACGCUGAGUACCACGCUGCGGCUGGGCAAACAGAUCCUGGAGUCCAUUGAGGCUAUCCAUUCGGUGGGCUUCCUGCACCGUGACAUCAAGCCGUCAAACUUUGCCAUGGGCCGGCUGCCCUCCACCUACAGAAAGUGCUACAUGCUGGACUUUGGGCUAGCCCGGCAGUACACCAACACCACGGGGGACGUCCGGCCGCCUCGGAACGUGGCUGGGUUUCGGGGGACUGUUCGCUAUGCCUCAGUCAAUGCCCACAAGAACCGGGAGAUGGGCCGCCACGAUGACCUGUGGUCUCUCUUCUAUAUGCUGGUGGAGUUUGCGGUGGGCCAGCUGCCCUGGAGGAAGAUCAAGGACAAGGAGCAGGUAGGGAUGAUCAAGGAGAAAUACGAGCACCGAAUGCUGCUGAAGCACAUGCCCUCGGAGUUCCAUCUCUUCCUGGACCACAUUGCCAGCCUCGACUACUUCACCAAGCCCGAUUACCAGUUGAUCAUGGCGGUGUUUGAGAACAGCAUGAAGGAGCGGGGCAUUGCUGAGAAUGAGGCCUUUGACUGGGAGAAGGCAGGCACUGAUGCCCUCCUGUCCACGAGCACCUCCACCCCACCCCAACAGAACACCAGGCAGACAGCAGCCAUGUUUGGAGUGGUCAAUGUGACUCCAGUGCCUGGGGACCUGCUCCGGGAGAACACGGAGGAUGUGCUACAGGGCGAGCACCUGAGUGACCAGGAAAAUGCACCCCCAAUCCUGCCUGGGAGGCCUCCUGAUGGACUGGGCCCUGGCCCCCACCUUGUCCCCCACCCUGGGGGUCCUGAGGCUGAAGUAUGGGAGGAGACGGAUGUCAACCGUAACAAGCUGCGCAUCAACAUCGGCAAAACCCCCUGUGUGGAGGAAGAGCAGAGUCGAGGAGUGGGGGUACCUAGUUCCCCAGUUCGUGCCCCCCCAGAUUCCCCAACCACCCCAGUGCGGUCUCUACGCUACCGGAGGGUCAACAGCCCUGAGUCAGAGAGGCUAUCCACAGCAGCUGAUGGGCGGGUGGAGCUCCAUGAGAGAAGGUCACGGAUGGAUUUACCUGGCUCACCCUCACGUCAGGCCUGCUCCUCACAGCCGGCCCAAAUGCUGUCAGUGGACACAGGCCACGCAGACAGGCAGGCCAGUGGGCGCAUGGACGUAUCCGCCUCUGUAGAGCAGGAGGCCCUAAGCAACGCCUUCCGCUCUGUGCCGCUGGCGGAGGAAGAGGACUUUGACAGCAAGGAAUGGGUCAUCAUUGAUAAGGAGACAGAGCUCAAGGACUUCCCUCCCGGGGCUGAACCCAGCACGUCUGGCACCACAGAUGAGGAGCCCGAGGAGCUUCGGCCGCUGCCUGAGGAGGGUGAGGAGAGGCGGCGGCUGGGGACAGAGCCCACGGUGCGGCCCCGUGGACGUGGCAUGCAGACACUAGCUGAGGAGGACCUGCGGCAGAUGCUGCCCCAGCCCGUGCCACCCCAGCUGAGCCAGGCCGACGGCCGGUCAGAGACAUCUCAGCCCCCAACGCCUGGAAGCCCUUCCCACUCACCCCUGCACUCUGGACCCCGCCCUCGUCGGAGAGAGUCGGACCCCACGGGCCCUCAGAGACAGGUGUUCUCUGUGGCGCCCCCGUUUGAGGUGAAUGGCCUCCCACGAGCUGUGCCUCUGAGCUUGCCCUACCAGGACUUCAAGAGAGACCUCUCUGAUUACCGAGAACGGGCACGGCUGCUCAACAGGGUCCGGAGGGUGGGCUUCUCCCACAUGCUGCUCACCACCCCCCAGGUCCCACUGACUCCCUUUCAGCCUCAGGCAAAUGGGAAGGAUGGAGAGGAAGAGGAAGAGGAGGAAGAAGAGGAGGAAGAGGAAGAAGAGGAGGAGGAAGAGGAAGAAGAGGAAGAAGAGGAGGAAGAGGAAGAGGGGGAGGAAGAAGAGGAGGAGGAAGAGGAGGCAGGGGCCCUUGGGGAGGUGCUGGGGCCUCACAGUGGCUCUAGCAGUGAGGGGAGCGAGAGGAGCACUGACCGGAGCCAGGAGGGUGCCCCAUCCACGUUGCUGGCUGAUGACCAGAAGGAGUCCAGGGGUCGGGCCUCCAUGGCUGAUGGGGACUUGGAGCCUGAGGAGGGCUCCAAAACGCUGGUGCUUGUCUCCCCUGGUGACAUGAAGAAGUCGCCAGUCACUGCCGAACUGGCCCCUGACCCAGACCUGGGUACCCUGGCUGCCCUCACCCCUCAGCACGAACGGCCCCAGCCUACCGGAAGCCAGCUGGACGUAUCGGAGCCAGGCACCCUGUCCUCUGUCCUCAAAUCUGAAGCCAAGCCCUCAGGGUCUGGAGCAGGGCUCGGGGUUGGGCCGGGAGCCACGGGGUCUGGGGGUGUGGCAGUCACCUCCUCACCCUUCACCAAAGUUGAGAGGACCUUUGUGCACAUUGCAGAAAAAACCCACCUCAAUGUUAUGUCUUCCAGAGGACAAGCCUCCAGGCCGGAGGAGUUCAGCACUGGGGGAGAGUUGGGUCUGGAGGUCCUCUCUGAGGGGGCCACUGCAGAGGAGAGGGCCCCAGUGCCUCUGGAGAAUGGCAUGGCCCUGUCAGGGCUGGAGACAGCUGAGAUACAGAGUAGUGCCCUGACUGGUCCUCCUGGGGAAAUACCCUCAGAAGUGGUCACAGACUCACUGCCCAAUGGCCCAGCCCUUACUGAUGGGCCUGUCCCAGCAUCCCCACUGGAACCAGUCCCUAAGAAAGGGCCCACCUUCUCCCCCAGCCGCCGUGCUAUGCCAGGCCCUCUCCCCAGGAGCCGUAUUCCUGUCUUGUUGUCAGAAGAAGAUACGGGCUCAGAGCCCUCUGGCUCUCUGUCGGCCAAAGAGCGGUGGAACAAGCGGGCUAGGCCACAGCAGGACCUGGCCCGGUUGGUGAUGGAGAAGAGGCAGGGUCGCCUGUUGCUGCGGCUGGCCUCAGGAGCCUCAUCCUCCUCCAGUGAGGAGCAGCGCCGUGCCUCUGAGACACUCUCAGGCACUGGCUCUGAGGAGGACACGCCUGCCUCAGAGCCCACGGCAGCCUUAUCUAGGAAGGCUCGGGGGACAGGGACCACCAGGAGCCGUAUUCCCCGCCCCAUCAGUAUGCCCAUGCCUGCUGAAGCCCAGCAACCUUCCAGCAGACCGCAUGGUGCAGCCCUAGCCUCUGACUCGGCCAUCACCAGCAGCCCGCUCCAGCUGCAGAAGCCCUCAGGGGUUGCUGACCUCCGUCCCAAGCAGCCAGCCGUCCGGGGCUCCGGCCCAGGUCGAGGCCAAGUCUCCAGGCCGGCAGCGUCCCGCAGUCCCGGCAUCUCCGCCUCCACCGCGCGCCACCCCAGCGGGUCCCCGCGGAGCCAGUCCCUGUCCCGCAAAGAGAGCCCCUCCCCCUCGCACCAAGCCCGGCCUGGGGUUCCUCCUUCCCGGGGGGGCCUUCAGGCCCGAUCUCAGCUUGAGGGUACCCCCUCUACAGGGCCCCCCAAGAAAGGACCCAGAGGGAAACAACUGCAGACUCAGCGCGCAGCAACCAAAGGCCGGGCGGCGGUCUGGGAGGGCCGGCCCGGGACCAGAUAAUGAUGCCCGCGGCUCUCUGCGGCCCCCCACCCUCACCCCGGUCCCCACCCGCAGCCGGCCACACUGGAGCAUCUCCCAGCACAGCCUUACGCGCCCGACGCGCGCCACCGCGGCCCCAGCUUCCCGCCUUCACCGUCCAGGACCCACCAGGCAGCUGACCCGGGAGGGUGCGCAUCCUGGUCCUCUCUCUGCGUUCCUGCCUUCCUCCGGCCACCCCUCUGCGGGGGACAGGCUCACAGCAGACCCUCUGCCCCGGGAAGGCUCAGCCACUCUUCACCGAGGACUCCGCUUCUGGGGAAGUCCCCUUCACCCACCAGGCCUUGGCUGCUCUCUGUGCCCUCUACCCGAGGGGGCUUCCACCUGCUUCCACCUCCUGCGCUGGCCUUGCCCUCUUCCUGACCCUCUCUUCCAGCCAGCCCUCUGACUUCCCCUCCUUUUGGGAGAAACGGCCUCAAACGCCAGAAGUCCAGGCUUCAGCCUCCCAGGAGUCUCCUGGGGGCAAGCCAUGGUGGUCACAGAGGGCCAAGCCAAGAUUGGGGAGGUGGGACCCCAGGGGCUAUUGGUCUACUUCGGCUUGAGGGGACACCUCUGGCUUUGCCAAAGUCAGCUUUGUGAGAGGCAGUGUCAUGUGAUUUUUGGGAAGGGGUCGUUCCCUUGUACCGCUGGGGUACCUAAACCUCUCUCUUGGGUAUGAAUAGGUGGGGCCUCAACACCACAGGAAGUGGGCCCCUGCUUUCCUGGGCAAGUGUUUCCCAGUGCGAAUUUGGAAGGGGGCUUUAAAAAGGUUUCACUCUCUUUGGUCCCCUGGUGGAGUGCUCAGGACCCCUUCCCAUCAGGAAUUCCUUCCUGACAUCUAACCUCAAUUUCAGCUAACACUCCUUUCUCCUGAGUUCCAUGCAGGUGGAGAGUGGUUGGUUGUUAGAGAUUGGGUUCUAGCCCAGGUCACCCUCUGUGUGGUGUGGGCUGUGAGGAGUAGGCUGGACCAGGCAUCGUGUCCCCAAGUGGGCAGAGGGAGCAGGACCAGGCAGACUGGCCCCUGGAGGCAGAAGGGCCCUUCUCACUUCAGAUUGUGUGAACCCAGAUGGUGCCCAUUAUUCCCUCAGCUCACCCUUCAGCCCAAUCCCUUCCGCCCUGAGCCAGCCCUGGCAGCUGAGCUGAGCUGCUCUGUCUUGGACAUGGGACCUCCUCCUGCAUUCUGGCUUCUGCCUAGCUCACCACCUCAUCAGGAACCUCAGCUGCCUACAUCGGGACAAAGCAGCACACUGGCUGCGAAAUGGACAGCCAACCCCACCUAUCUGGGACAGGGAACCCCUGCAACCUCCUCCAUCCUCAGCAUCCACAGCCUUUGCCCCCUGGCCCAGCCCCUGUGCCCUUCCCUGAGCCACAGAGAGCAAGCCAGGACAUCCAGGGGAAGAGGAAGGAAGGCUCUGCACACCAGCGGUCUGGCCACAUUCAUCCUCCAUCAGUUGGAAGGAUGCCCAAAAAGAAGCGGGCCUGGGAACAGCUUAGGAACAGCUGAACCCCUCAUGGAGAGUCAGCAGGCCCAAGAGGCUGCUUCUAUGUCCAUGCAGACCAAUCGGGGAGGAAUCUGGGGUGGAUAAGCCUUCGAGGUUCAUCCCACGCUGAUGCAGAAGCUCCCAGAACACUCAGGAAACCUCUCCAGACACAGCCCUCUCUGUCAACCUGAGGCCCUCCUAAGACCCUCUACUGCCCUCUGGUCCAGCAGAGGCGGUGGAGGGGCAACUCCCUCCCACUUAGAGCUUCUCUGAAUGACAAUCAGCUCAUGCCAGGUGGGGACCAGGGCAUGACCCCUGGGCCUGCUCCUUGCCACCAACCGAACCAUGAAUGUAGGGCCCCUUCCAGCCUCAUCUCUGCUGUAGGAUCAACAACACCCUGGUUUGGAGUUGGGAGGAAGGGGAGGCCUGAGAGAGCCUCAGGCCCAUCCUACCCUCAGCUUCACCCAGAGCUGGAGCUGGCAGAGAUGCAAAACCCAGUCCACUCUUGGGAUUCUAAACCUCGCUAGGGUUCCAACAGACCUCGGGCCUCAAGUCACUGAAUGUCAUCAGACUGGGGGAAAGAGGGAAAGAGGCUAGCAGAGGCAGGUGGCUAGAGGACUCCUCUCCCUAGGAAGGACCCAGGGCUGAGGAAACCACAUGUCCCAGGGCCCUCACCCCCAGCUACAGCCUUCCCAUCCCCUGCACCAGGCCCUCCAGAUCUUUAGUCCUUCCUCUAUGAGAGUGUCAUACCACACCACCUUCCCUCCCUCCCCAUCCUGACCACCUAAUGUCAUUGGUUCAGAUGUGCAGGUGUGCUUACCUUAACACACCUUGUCUCUCCAGGUGCACUACUGCGGGGGGUGGGGGGGGCUGCCCCAGGGCACAUGGGUCUCUGGCUUCCAGCUCCUCACAAAGGCCUAACUUAGUCUUCUCAGCCCCUUGGGCAUGGGGGGUAGGGGGACAGGGAGCUGCCCUCCUCCUUGGGAAGCAACAGAAGAAUGUUUACACGCCAAACAGAAUGUAACACCCCUUCCCCACCCUUCCCAGUCACUGCAUGGCCUCUGCCCGCCCUGCACCAGCCCACUCCUCCCACACCCACACCCUGGAAGCCGCUGUCAUGAUUAGAUUGGGUCUCAGAAGGGAAGUAGCCAUCACACCAUUAAAAAGCCUGUGGACCUUUC
Nannospalax galili (Upper Galilee mountains blind mole rat) is the source of this 6679-nucleotide messenger RNA. RefSeq names its product tau tubulin kinase 1 (gene Ttbk1). Gene Ontology annotation, cellular component: cytoplasm; nucleus. The transcript has 14 exons. Gene Ontology annotation, molecular function: protein serine/threonine kinase activity; ATP binding. Gene Ontology annotation, biological process: peptidyl-tyrosine phosphorylation; peptidyl-serine phosphorylation; signal transduction. NCBI's taxonomy places the organism in Eukaryota, Metazoa, Chordata, Mammalia, Rodentia, Spalacidae. The record is from RefSeq and is a predicted model, not a curated record. The coding region runs from base 52 to 4002 and encodes 1316 amino acids.